UUGACCACAGAUGCAAAAUGACUGCUCAAGUAACCCUAGAGGAUGCCUUGUCCAAUGUGGAUCUUUUGGAAGAAUUACCAUUGCCAGACCAGCAACCAUGCAUUGAACCUCCACCAUCCUCUCUGCUUUACCAGCCAAACUUCAACACUAACUUUGAAGACAGAAAUGCAUUUGUCACUGGCAUUGCAAGAUACAUUGAGCAAGCUACAGUGCAUUCCAGCAUGAAUGAAAUGUUAGAAGAGGGUCAGGAAUAUGCCGUCAUGUUGUACACAUGGAGAAGCUGUUCAAGAGCCAUUCCUCAGGUCAAGUGUAACGAGCAGCCUAACAGAGUAGAAAUCUAUGAGAAAACUGUGGAAGUUCUGGAGCCAGAAGUCACAAAACUGAUGAAUUUUAUGUACUUUCAGAGAAACGCGAUUGAACGCUUCUGUGGCGAGGUGAGGCGCUUGUGCCACGCGGAGAGGAGGAAGGACUUUGUCUCCGAGGCCUACCUCAUCACGCUGGGCAAGUUCAUCAACAUGUUUGCAGUGCUGGAUGAGCUGAAGAACAUGAAGUGCAGCGUGAAGAACGACCAUUCCGCCUACAAGCGGGCUGCUCAGUUCCUACGUAAAAUGGCUGAUCCUCAGUCUAUUCAAGAAUCCCAGAAUCUUUCCAUGUUCCUCGCUAACCACAACAAGAUAACUCAGUCUUUACAGCAGCAGUUGGAAGUGAUUGUUGGCUAUGAGGAGCUGCUUGCAGAUAUUGUGAAUUUGUGUGUGGACUACUAUGAAAACAAAAUGUAUCUCACACCUAGUGAGAAACACAUGCUUUUAAAAGUUAUGGGCUUUGGAUUGUACCUGAUGGAUGGAAGUGUCAGUAACAUCUAUAAGCUGGAUGCAAAGAAGAGGAUAAAUUUGGCCAAGAUAGACAAGUUCUUUAAGCAGCUGCAGGUCGUCCCACUUUUCGGUGACAUGCAGAUUGAACUCGCAAGAUACAUUAAGACCAGUGCUCACUAUGAGGAAAAUAAAUCCAGAUGGACAUGCACGUCUUCCAGCAGCAGUCCCCAAUAUAAUAUAUGUGAGCAAAUGAUCCAGAUCAGAGAGGACCAUAUGCGUUUCAUUUCAGAACUGGCUCGUUACAGCAACAGUGAGGUGGUGACGGGCUCUGGGCGCCAGGAGGCCCAGAAGACGGACGCGGAGUAUCGGAAGCUCUUUGAUCUCUCCCUGCAAGGGCUGCAGCUUCUCUCUCAGUGGAGCGCGCACGUCAUGGAAGUGUAUUCCUGGAAGCUGGUACACCCAACUGACAAAUACUCUAAUAAAGAUUGUCCUGACAAUGCAGAAGAGUAUGAAAGAGCAACAAGAUACAAUUAUACUAGUGAGGAGAAAUUUGCUUUGGUUGAGGGGGUACAAAAUGACCUGAUACUCUUGCAGAAGACUCUCAGAGGUGUUUUGCAGGCCAUCCGCAAGACGGUCUGUGACUGGGAGGCAGGUCAUGAACCGUUCAAUGACCCAGCUCUGAGGGGAGAAAAAGACCCCAAAAGCGGCUUUGACAUCAAAGUGCCACGGCGCGCGGUGGGACCCUCCAGUACUCAGCUUUACAUGGUGAGAACUAUGUUAGAGUCCCUCAUUGCUGACAAAAGUGGUUCCAAGAAAACCUUGAGAAGUAGCCUUGAGGGGCCCACCAUAUUGGACAUAGAAAAAUUCCAUCGCGAGUCUUUCUUCUACACUCAUUUGAUAAAUUUCAGUGAAACCUUGCAGCAGUGCUGUGAUCUGUCUCAGUUGUGGUUCAGGGAAUUCUUCUUAGAGCUGACCAUGGGCAGAAGAAUCCAGUUUCCCAUUGAGAUGUCCAUGCCUUGGAUUCUGACGGAUCAUAUUUUGGAGACCAAAGAGGCAUCAAUGAUGGAGUAUGUUCUGUAUUCUUUGGACCUUUAUAAUGACAGUGCUCAUUACGCUCUUACCAAGUUUAAGAAGCAGUUCCUGUAUGAUGAAAUUGAAGCAGAGGUAAACCUGUGUUUUGAUCAAUUUGUCUACAAGCUGGCGGACCAAAUAUUUGCAUACUACAAGGCAAUGGCUGGCAGUCUGCUGCUGGAUAAACGGCUGCGUUCAGAAUGCAAGAACCAGGGAGCAACCAUUCAGUUACUGCAGUCCAACCGCUACGAAACGCUGCUGAAACAGAGACACGUGCAGCUUCUUGGCAGGUCAAUAGACUUGAACCGACUAAUCACGCAGCGGAUUUCAGCAGCCAUGUAUCGAUCCAUGGAACUGGCAAUCGGCCGCUUCGAGAGCGAGGAUUUGACCUCCAUUGUGGAGCUGGAUGGCUUGAUAGAGAUAAACAAAAUGACUCACAAGCUUCUGAGUCGGUAUAUGACCUUGGACAGCUUUGAUGCCAUGUUCAGAGAAGCUAAUCACAAUGUGUCAGCCCCAUAUGGAAGAAUCACCCUUCACGUCUUCUGGGAACUCAAUUAUGAUUUCCUUCCAAACUACUGCUACAAUGGAUCCACUAACAGAUUUGUUCGAACUGUGCUACCCUUUUCUCAGGAGUUUCAGAGAGACAAGCAGCCCAAUGCACAGCCCCAGUAUCUCUACGGAUCGAAGGCUUUGAAUCUGGCGUAUUCCAGCAUCUACAGCAACUACAGGAAUUUCGUUGGCCCGCCUCACUUUAAAGUCAUCUGUAGGCUUCUUGGCUAUCAGGGCAUUGCUGUAGUAAUGGAGGAGCUGCUGAAAGUUGUCAAGAGCCUGCUGCAAGGGACGAUUCUUCAGUAUGUCAAGACCCUCAUGGAAGUGAUGCCUAAAAUCUGUAGGUUACCGAGACAUGAAUAUGGUUCUCCAGGUAUCUUGGAAUUUUUUCACCAUCAGCUGAAGGACAUUGUUGAAUACGCAGAGCUGAAGACCGUGUGUUUCCAGAACCUGCGGGAGGUGGGGAACGCUGUGCUCUUCUGCCUGCUCAUUGAACAGAGCCUGUCGCUCGAGGAGGUGUGUGACCUGCUGCACGCGGCGCCCUUCCAGAACAUCCUGCCGAGGGUUCACGUCAAAGAGGGUGAAAGACUUGAUGCUAAAAUGAAGAGACUAGAGUCAAAGUACGCUCCGCUGCACCUAGUUCCUCUCAUUGAGAGAUUGGGAACCCCCCAGCAAAUCGCCAUCGCGCGCGAGGGGGACCUGCUGACCAAGGAGCGCCUCUGCUGCGGCCUCUCCAUGUUCGAGGUCAUCCUGACGAGGAUCCGCUCCUUCCUGGACGACCCCAUCUGGCGCGGGCCCCUGCCCAGCAACGGCGUCAUGCACGUGGACGAGUGCGUGGAGUUCCACCGCCUCUGGAGCGCCAUGCAGUUCGGGAGAUGCAGCCUCUCUGUGUUUGUCUCUUGCAGGCAGUGCUUUGGAGACGGCCUGCACUGGGCUGGCUGCAUGAUCAUCGUGCUGCUGGGGCAGCAGCGGCGCUUCGACGUGCUCGACUUCUGCUACCACCUGCUCAAAGUGCAAAAGCACGACGGCAAAGACGAGGUCAUAAAAAACGUGCCUUUGAAGAAGAUGGUUGAGAGAAUUCGCAAGUUCCAGAUUUUGAAUGAUGAAAUAAUCGCUAUUUUGGACAAGUAUUUGAAGUCUGGCGAUGGAGAGAGCACCCCCGUGGAGCACGUGCGCUGCUUCCAGCCUCCUAUUCAUCAGUCCCUGGCCAGCAACUAGACUUCCCCUUCCUGUUCUAGUUACAGUAUUUUUCUCCACCUAUUUAGACUAAAAGAUUGAGAAAGGAAAAAAAAAAAAAAAAAAGCAAAAUCAACAGUUCUAAGAAAUAAUCUCAUCUGCCUUUUUCAGCAUACUUGUGCCAUUUGAGUGGUGCUUUGCCCUCUUCGGUCUCCAAGCACAGUAACUAUAUACAAUCCAUACUUAUUUUUCUAGACUAAAAUUUUAUAUACUUGAUUAAAUGCCUGC
Tinamus guttatus (white-throated tinamou) is the source of this 3896-nucleotide messenger RNA. The record is from RefSeq and is a predicted model, not a curated record. NCBI's taxonomy places the organism in Eukaryota, Metazoa, Chordata, Aves, Tinamiformes, Tinamidae.